GAUCAAAACAAAUGUCCAGUUUUAGUUGAUUAAAAGUAAAUAAAAUGACUAGUUGCUUGUCCAAGGGACUUUUCUUUUUGCUAUAUACUAUCGUGUUUGUUUCGUGUGGAGUCUUUAGUUUCGCUUCGCAGAAUGGGACUGAGGAUAUUCACUCGUCGACAGGCGCUCCAACUUUGGAAAUGGUCCGUGAGGUCAUUGAGUUGGCAGUACCGGUGCAUAAGAAGAUGAACGAUAUCAAUGACUACCGGGAAAUUAUACUACCACCUUAUUCGAAUACACGCAUCGCAUUGUCGAACUAUUCCCGAAACGCUGGUGAAAACGUCGGCUAUGCGCUGGUGCAAUUGCAUGCAUUCGAGUUCAAUGUCACACUUAGCUACAACAGCACUAUCGUGGAUGGUGGACAUCUUACGGGCCAAAAUAUUGGUCUGUUGCUGUACGGUGAUGGCGAUCUGUACGCACUGAAUCUUAAUCCCAAGCAGCCGGUGUGGGUUGCGCUCGUACUGAUGCUGUACAACCAAUCCGCCCCGGUGCCGGGAGGAUGCAACUUGGAGUUUCCGGUCGAAGUGUCUCCCAUCCUGAAUGUAACGCUCACCUCGGAAGUCAUUAUCGUCGACACGCCGGCGGCAUCGGUUGCUCACCAGUUCCGUAACGGCCCGAAUGGUUGCGGUAAGGCACGGUUGCAGUACGAAUCGUACUACAUCCAAAUGCCGGCGCACGACUUUUCGCAGCGGUCGUACUUCGGCGCCAUACGUUCGCUCAUCAGCUACGCAAAUGCCAAUUCUUCCGGACGGCAGAACUCGCUACACGCCCCGUUACAAAUCAACCGGCACGAGUAUGGGCGCUUGAACGGACGUGGGAUGGUGUUUGUAACGGCCGUUAUUGACCCGGUGCAUCGGGGCUUUUCGCUGUACGUUCCGGCACACACCUACUCCUGCCAGCCAUUCAUCAAUGAGGCGGAAUGCUAUGGUCUUAAUAUUCCACUUCGCGUUUUUGCGGUCAUCUUGACUAUUUUCGCUGUCGUGGAGAUUGUCGUCGGUUGGAUUCCGUCGGUUGUCAAGUGUCCCAUAUGCAUGGCAUGUAUGAGUGUCCUGUUGUCGAUUGAAUACUUAGAUUGGCUCGGAAAACCACUCCCUCCUCAAACAAUCAUCACGUGCCUGGUAGCAAUGGCAAUUGUUGGAUUGUUGUUCGGGGUGUUGUUUUCAUUCCUUGCACCAAUUACGGGGAGGGUUAUAUGCUCGUUCUUGACUGGCUACCUUAUCUUACAAACAAUGUUCGGGCUGAUUGAUGGAAACUUCUAUAACAUGCCAAACAUUUCCCUGUAUAUCGUACUGGGAGCAACACUGAUCGGGCUCGCCCUUAGCAUCAUGCUACCGAUCGUCCUCAUCACGCGCUCAGUCAUACUGGGUGCGAUCUGCAUGUUCUACACCAUUAACACGAUCUUCGGUGCCCAGCUGGACUACCCACUGCGCCACUCGGUACGUCGACUGUACGUGGAAAACUAUCGGUACGUUCACGCCGAUCCAUCGCUGGACGGGAAUGACGCCGUGGCGCUGGCGACUUUCGUCUUCACCAUGGUGGUUUGCCUGUUUCUGCGCUCACGCUACCAAUCGGAUGAGGUACAGGGUGACUACUCGCGCAUCGAAAUUCCCUGCCACGGUUUGGCCAGGCGGCGCCACGAUGAUGACGAGGAUCGGAUCGAACGGAGCACGGUCAUUGCGGCAGACGAUACGGCGGCCUACCAGCGAUUCGUGAACGAGCAAACGGUCAUUACGCGGUGGACCAGCGGCGACGAUGAUGUGUUCGAGUCGCCGCAAACAAACUCCCGGUUCUUCCGAGUCUUGCGACGCACAGCAAGGUCAUAAACUUUCUUGAUGUUUAUAUUCUUGGUCUCCUAUAGACCUUUCAUAUAUUAUUCUCAUGGAAUAUGCUUGGAAACCAAAAGAAUGCUAUACUGUGUGCACAGCAAAUUGGCGAUAAAAAUUGUUGAUAGUAUUUAAUCAUUAGAUUUGAUGAUCAUCCGCUAUCUUUCAGCAAAUCUCAACAGGUUCUACAUUGGAGGCAUCAUACGAAAGUCUGAAAUUUUAGUAGUUACUAUAUGUAUACAGAUAUUGAUAAGAUUGAAAGAAGAUCUAAAAAUAUUGGAAUGCAAACUAUAUUCCGUAAUAAAA
Anopheles coustani is the source of this 2168-nucleotide messenger RNA. Its product is annotated as transmembrane 7 superfamily member 3-like. The coding region runs from base 45 to 1862 and encodes 605 amino acids. The transcript has 3 exons. NCBI's taxonomy places the organism in Eukaryota, Metazoa, Arthropoda, Insecta, Diptera, Culicidae. The record is from RefSeq and is a predicted model, not a curated record.